Molecule: messenger RNA, 921 nt
Organism: Talaromyces proteolyticus
Lineage: Eukaryota; Fungi; Ascomycota; Eurotiomycetes; Eurotiales; Trichocomaceae
Product: permease for cytosine/purines, uracil, thiamine, allantoin-domain-containing protein
Exons: 3
Coding region: 1-921 (306 amino acids)
Biological process (GO): nucleobase transport; transmembrane transport
Cellular component (GO): plasma membrane
Molecular function (GO): nucleobase transmembrane transporter activity
Source: RefSeq, a predicted model, not a curated record
AUGCUGCGUUCCCUAGUCGACGCACUAGCCGUCUCUCCCACGGCAGAAACAAAGUCAUCUGUCUGGAUUAACAAUGAUAUCCGUCCCCUGCCACCCUCGCGACGGUCCUGGGACAGAUUCUCCUACAUUUCCUUCUGGGCAAUCAAUCAAAUCUGCUUGUCGAACUUCCAAAUCGGUUCGUCUCUCGUUGCCAUCGGCCUUUCUGUCUGGCAGGCCGUCAUCGCCAUCAUUCUCGGCAAGAUUAUCGUCGCUCUGGUCGCUAUCUUCAACGGCUAUGUUGGGGCUACAUGGCACAUAGGUUUCCCAGUCUGGUCUCGUGUUGUAUGGGGUAUAUACGGAUCGUAUGUGGCUCUUAUUCAGAGGGUCUUUUUCUUUCUCUGGCAGGCCACACAGGCAUGGACCGGUGGUCUUUGCGUCACAGCUGUGUUGAGUGCCAUUUUCUCGGGGUUUCAACAUCUUGAAAACACGUUUCCAGCAUCGUCCCAUCUUACGACGAAGGACUUCAUUGGCUGGGUUAUUUACAACCUCAUCACCAUCCCCAUUCUAUGGGUGCCUCCAGAAAAGGCGAACAAGCCACUCGUUGUCAUGAAUGCUGCAACCCCAAUGACAUCCAGCCAGCUGGGGUGGGCGAUUGUCCAAGGCGUUACCACAGUCAUCGGUAAUAUCGCAGUCGGCCUGACCAAUCAGCCAGACUACUCUCGAUUUGCGCGAAAACCGGGCGAUCAGGUGUUUGGACAAUGGUUUUCGAUCAUUUUCCUCGGCGUACUUCUCCCCGUGUUUGGAUGUCUGACAUCCUCUGCCUCUCUCCAGAUAUACGGAGAAGCGAUAUGGAAUCCACCGAACCUAGCUCUGAAAUGGAUGGACACGGACUACAACGCCAAGUCAAGAGCAGCAGCUUUCUUCGCCGGUGAAUGGAUCUGA